Molecule: messenger RNA, 1059 nt
Organism: Melozone crissalis (California towhee)
Lineage: Eukaryota; Metazoa; Chordata; Aves; Passeriformes; Passerellidae
Product: translation initiation factor IF-2-like
Exons: 2
Coding region: 1-1059 (352 amino acids)
Source: RefSeq, a predicted model, not a curated record
AUGAAUCUAACAGAGAACCUGAAGUGUAUUCUGUCCUGUGAACGAACACAAGCCUACAUCUGCGCAGCCGAGGCUGCCCUGGAGGUUUGCUGUGGGCGGCAUCGCCCGAGUACCGAGGGCCGGAGCCCGGCGGUGCUGGCGGCAGCGGGGCCGGUGCCGGGCCCGGCGGUGUCGCAGCGCGGUCGCCGCGGCUCCCGGCGGGAGGAAGCGGAAGCCGGAUGCCGGCGGGGCCACCCCGCGCCCCCGUGGCCGCGGCGCUGCCGUUCCGCUUUGGACUCCCGGCUGCGCUCGCCCCGUCCCGGGGACGCCGCGCGUUGCUUGCGCACCGCACAGACCGAUCCGCGCGUUGCGAACCCUGCGAACGGUGCGAGCCCCCCAAAGCGCCGCCGCCGCCGCCCCGCUGCCUCCAUGCCCAGCCCGCGCUCCCCUGCUCGGGUCCCGCUCGUGCCCGGCCGCCCCUCGCGCCCCCCACCCGCGGCACUCACUCGCUCGGGCGGGCGCUUCUCUCCUGCCGCGCUGCGCUGCGGGGCCGACGCUGCGGCGGGCGGCACGCAGGGUCUCCCGGUCUCGUCGCAGGCUGAGCGCGCCCCGCUGUGCCUUCACAAUCCCCCGAUGCCGCCCGGCCCGGCCUCCCCCUCGGCGUCCGCCGGGAGACGGGGCUCGGUGGGGCCCAGAGCGGGAACGCCGCGCCCGCCGCCGCCGUCCCGCGCCCGCCGCCGCCGUCCCGCGCCCGCCCGCACCGCGCGUGCGCCCGGCGGGGGCAGCGGGGCGGGGCCGGGGCUGCAGUACCGCCGGCGGCCGCGGGGGGCGCCCCAAAGGCCGCUGCCAGGGAAAGGCGGGCCCAAUGCAAGCCGCGGCUCACGUGACUUCCGGCGCGAGCCGCGGUGUGAGCGAAUUCUCCCGAACUCGUCGGGAAAAGCAAACCCCGAGCGUCCCCUGGCAGUGUCAGUCCGUCACUUGCCUUGCCCCACAAAAAUUCGGGCCUCCACACAGAAGCUGAUAAAAAAGCUUUCUCAUGGGUUUAUACAUUUUAAUCAAGUUAAUGUUCGCUGGUUCUGA